AUACUAGUGAACGAAGAUGAUGAAGGAUUUAAUCUCAUUCAGCCCACGCUGAUCCAGCAGUUGAAGAUCAUUCUGGAUCAGUAUCCUGACGAUGGACAGAUUUUGAAGGUAAGAAAUGUGGAAGGCUUAAGGAAACCUCGGUAUCUGUUCAAAGAGAGGUACUCCUUUUAACCUUCUAGUAUUUUCGUUUUCUGUGUAAUAUCAGAAGUUGGGACAAUCUAAAAAGGAGAACUUGAACAUUGGGCUUGAUGAGACGCUAUUUGAAGAGUUUGGAUAAGAUAUGACGAGAGGCAAUGAGAUGGGAUGAAAUGAUAAAAGAUGAGAUGAAGUGAAGUGAAACGGAUGGGAUAUAGGAUGAUUUUGCCAAGGAGAGAAAGACAUAAGGAAAAUGAGAUGCGAUUAGAUGAUGUAGCCUGCAGUGCGGGCGUAUUUGGGUGGGCGAAACCUUGUUCGUGUUCGUAUUGUUGUGGUCACCAUCUUUGAUUCUAUGACAGUGGAAGAUUGGGGAGAGUAGAAAUAGUAACCCUUGGGGUAGGUGCUCCCUUUGAGUCGCCCCAUUUCCUCCUCUCUUCGGGAAGUUUCAACAUGGCGCUUUCGCGAGCAAAAACAUUUGCGCGCCCGAAGAAAACGCCUGCACUGCAAGCUACAUUGGAUGAUUUACUAAGUGAGACGAGAUAAGAUUAAUCAAUCCGUAAAAAAAGAAACAAAUUAAAAUUAGUAGUAAUGUCUAACUAGAUGUUAUAAGCUGAAGUAAGUACUGUGUAUCCGGAGAGUUAAUGUGUGAUACAUUAGAAGGAGUGGCUUCGUUAUAAAGAUGCUCAUUGAAAAAUUGAGCCGUUUAAACUCCUCUUUUUUUAAUUGUAUUUGUGUAUUAGGAGCUCAUCCAAAAUGCCGAGGAUGCAAGAGCAACUCAAGUGAAAUUCCUCCAUGACCUACACAGCUAUGGAACAGAGAAACUGCAUAGUGAAGGACUUGCCCAGUUCCAGGUAAUCUGUGAAUGUUGUCGUAAACUCUCAGAAGGAAUGACUUUUUGUCUUUUCGUUUCACUCCUUCUGUAAGAAUGAUUUUUAUCAGUCUAGGGGUUUCGCAUAAUCCCCCUCCCCUUUAUUAGUUUUCUAACACUCCGUCCCUUACCGAAUAGUUUACCCACAGGUCACAGGUCAGUAUUGUCUACAAAAUGUCUUCCAGCUUUAUGGUCUAUAUUUAAAAAGAUAUAAUCCUCAUAAAAUUUGACAGCCGUACUAUAUUUUCCGCACAUUCUACUUGGUAUUGCAUUUUCAUUCCAUUUAGUGAGCAGUUCCUUAGGGCUGGAUAUUGUGUGAAGGUGCUGCGAGUCAGAUUUGAGCACCCGAAAGAGUGGCAAAUCUUAGGCAUAUUGCGAUAUGGGCAGCAAGCCCACUCUCCUAUUCGACGAUAUAUAAAAGAGACUCCUCAAGUCAAAACGUCGGCUCUAGGUUGUGUUUUUCUAUGCAUGGUGUUCUACAUUUACAGCUUUAAUCUAUAGCGGUUUCCCAUUACAUACAUUAGACGUUUCUUACAUCAUUUUAAUUAAUGUCCACCAGGGCCCAGCACUCUACGCUUACAACAACGCCGAGUUCACCAAAGAGGACUGGAAAGGUAUCAGGAUGCUCUGUGACAGUAUAAAAGUCAAAGAUCCGAUGAAAGUUGGUCGGUUUGGCCUCGGUUUCAAAUCGGUGUUUCACAUCACAGGU
Messenger RNA from Porites evermanni, 1712 nucleotides. The record is from the annotation of a GenBank genome assembly. Lineage: Eukaryota; Metazoa; Cnidaria; Anthozoa; Scleractinia; Poritidae.